This is a messenger RNA of Helianthus annuus (common sunflower), 714 nucleotides long. Its product is annotated as UPF0329 protein ECU05_1680/ECU11_0050-like. Lineage: Eukaryota; Viridiplantae; Streptophyta; Magnoliopsida; Asterales; Asteraceae. The record is from RefSeq and is a predicted model, not a curated record. The transcript is spliced from 3 exons. Bases 1 to 714 code for a protein of 237 amino acids.
AUGGCUGAAAUAAAAGUUAGAAUGAGAGAAGAAAUUCUGAGUGAAAAAACUGAAAGGGAAAUAUUCAUUGUUGGGUGCAGAAUGGAGAAAAUCCAGGAAGAGUAUGAAAAUGUUGUAAGCAAUAAAAGAUGGGACAAGAAGCGAGAGUGUUAUGUCAACAGAGAUGGUGAACCUGUUGUCCACAGGAGGGACAUAGUUCAUGAUGAUGUUCUUUUAGUAAUUCCUCGAUCCGAUGAAUACUAUUCAAAUGUUGAAAAAGAUAAAACAUAUGCGAAAAGGAUGGAUAAAAUCAUACGAGAUGCCAUGACAUCAAGUUUGAGGAAGAGGGAUGAAGAAAGAAUGAAGAAAAAUGUUGAAUGUAUGGUGAACGAUUUGAAGAAAGUUGCUGAAGAAGUUAAAAUCAAAGCUGUGAAAGAUGAGGAUGUGAAGAUUGGUGAGGAAGAGAAGGAAGAAAAAGUUGUGGUUGAGAAAGAAAAGACGAAAGAAGAAGAGGAAGAAGAGAAGAAGAAGAAAAAUGAGAGUUUGAUUGCUGGUAAUGAUGGUGAUAAAGUUGAUGUUGGUGAUGAGAAGAAGAGUGAUGCUGAUCAGAAGCAGAUAGAAGCAAAAACCGAGGUGAUAAUCACUGAGGUGCUUCCAAAGAAAACUGUAUGUCAAAAAGAGUGUCGGAGCAGCCUGGCACAAGAAGAGGAGGCUGCUAAUCCCUGCAAUGGUUAA